AUGACUAGAAGGGCGAACAUGCGUUUGCUACCACUUUUGGUCGCCGCUGCUGCGUCUCCCUGCGAACGCGCGUUCGAGGCCGCCGGCGCCCGAAACGGCUGGGUCACCGGAUCAAGUGUGAGGGCCUACUGCGAGCGCGAGGGACUCAUGCGGAGUUUGGGCCGCGAGACGUUGGCCCGCGUGUGGGCCCAGGUCGACGACGCCAGAGACACGCGCGGUAUCCAGGUCGAGACGUUCUGCCGCUUCCUGCGGCUGCUCGAGUCGGCACGCGCUUUACCGGGGCCCGAUGAUCCGGCGCGCGCCCUGCCGGAGCCCUCGGCGCCGGCGGACCACGAUCUGCAGUCUUUGCCCCUCGCCGUCAACGACGUCUGCUAUCGCGCCUGCCGGGACGGCUCGAAACCCUCGGUUUUGCGGCGCGACGACUGCCCGCCCGGCACCGCCUGCCGCGCCACGCAGCCGCCGGGCGUCUACCUCGACAAUUGCCUCGCGCCCGACACGUGCCAGGCGCGGAGCGACGCCGCGCCGGUCCGGAACGCGUCGGGCGCGCCCGGCUCGGGCAGCGCCGUGGCCUGCACUAGUACCUCCGAUCCCCACCUGCGGAAGUUCGUGGGCCUGCGGUGCUGCCGCGACCGCGCGACGCGCCGACCCUACACGAUCCACGUCGGCCACGCGUCCGGCGGCUUCCGCGGCCUGACCCACGCGGCCAUGUACGAGCCCGCGCGCGAGACGCUGCGGCGGGGCUUUUUGGCGCGCGCGGACGAGUGCGGAUAUACAGUGGCGACCUACCUCGGCCCGCUGAAGCCAGAAACGCUCCGCGACGGCGACGUCGUCAUUUCGAUGGGAACGAACGGCCCCUAUUGGUGGGGCUUUGCGAAAGUCGCGAACGACCUCCGCCAGCGGCCGAUCGCGUUCAUCAACUACGAGACGGAGCCCGGAGGGCUACCGGCGAAGAAGGUCGGCAUGCUGCUGCCGCGGCAUCAUGGGCGGAGUUUAAGACGCGGGCCCGGUGGCAUGAUGACGGAGAUCUGGUCGUACGCCUUCUCGCACGGCGCGAAGGCCAACCGUAUUAAAAUAGUGCCGCCCGGCUUUCUGGAGCGCUUUCCGAUACCGGAGACGGAGCCGGGGCCAGUCCGCACUUUUAAGUGGCUGGGGAUGGCGGGCCGCUGCAUGGACCGCCUGCCUCCCGAUGUUAGGCGCCGCGUCUCCGAGACCUACGGCGUGCGCACUUUGUCGGAUUGGCAGAGAACGAUGGCCGCGAAUCACACGGUGUAUUUGAACCUGCACAAGGAGCACUGCAAGGGCGGCCGGCCGUCGCGAGACCUACCCGCGGAGUACUUCCGGUUGUCCGCCAUAGUGUCGGCCGGCGGCCUCGUGGUCUCGGAGCCGUCGUACCCGGUCGACGAGGCGGCGCUCAAAGACAUCGUCGUCUUCGAGCCCUCUAUUUACGACAAGGCGGGCGGCUGGAGCGCUUCUACCACCACCCUCCUCGCCGACGGCGCGCGGCUCCGCGCGUGGCGCGACCAAGCCCUCGCGGCGUACCGGAGCCGCUUCGACCCCGUCGCGCUUCUGCGGCAGGCCGACGCGUGGAACGAGCGGCCGCGCGGGGAUUUGUGA
Pelagomonas calceolata is the source of this 1614-nucleotide messenger RNA. Lineage: Eukaryota; Pelagophyceae; Pelagomonadales; Pelagomonadaceae. The record is from the annotation of a GenBank genome assembly.